GAUUUCACCGGACACGGAUUGUCAUAGUUAGAUCGGAACGAGUCGGUGAGCCGUGGGAAAACCGAUUUCCUCUUUGUUUUGAAACUAGAAAAAAUAAAACAUUGUUGUGGCUUCGAGUGUCGCCCGAUUGCAUACCCCGGAUUAUUCGUAAUCGAUUGCAGAUCUUUGCGUAGAAGACCAACGGAUGUGUUUGGGGUCUCGGCACCAGAGUCAUUAAUUGACCUAACGCGUGAGAGGAGUUCCGUAAAAGUAUCUGAAAGCACCGCGAUAUGGGAUGGAAAUCAAUUUUUCCUUCGAUGGUGAAAGUUUCGAAGUUCCAGUGAACGAGAAAACCGCAUAAAAGUUUUUUUUAUUCCGCUCCCGAAGUUGUUGAUGCUGUUAUUGUUGCCUGGAGUGUGUGUGGGAUAGCCUGGAAAUUGGCAGAUGCUGCAAAGGUUGGGGGUUGUAUUUUAAUUUUGUGCCCCGAAACCAACAGGAGAAUUUGCGUUUGAAGCUAGAUAUAUUCGCGUAUCGGUACCUGCUUUCGGCAGGAGCACCCAGAAGUGCUAGCGGGAUGAUGAUGGGUUUGUGUUCGCGAGCUCCAUCCACGGGGAGCAAGUUUCGUUAUUAAUUCUUUAUCUCAAGUUUUUGUUGUUCUUUCACUUUGGAAAAGCAUUGCCGGAGAAGUUUGCCGAGAAGUUGCUGCUUGGUGGUUGCUUUUUGUUGAAGCUGUUUGUCGGUGUUUUUGUUGUGAUUGUUACGCCUCGCUCGCUGUCGCUCAGCCCAGAACAGCUCCAUUUGCUAUUGGUUCCGUGAAGUUUUCUGCGGUGCUGCCUGGAGUGUUGUUGUGAAGAAACCCACAACAUACGCAAAGUUUAUCGGCGGAUACAGAACGACGAGUUUGUCAUAUUCUGAUUCCGUGCACUUUAGUAUCAGCAAGAGUUUCUAACCUUGUCGUCUUCGUCGUUGUCAGUGAAGGUAAUGAAUACAUAUUUUAAAUGUGCUCGGGUGACGGUUGAGAGCCAAGCACUCUUUCCAUAGACUUGAGCAUAGGUGUUAUGGGACGAAAAGUUGCAAGUGAAAAAGGAAAAACCAAAUUAUCAGGUAUAGAGUGAAAAAUGUAAUGGAGGCAAAUUCCAAAUGAUUGAAACGAAUCGUGAGUCCUUGAAAUAAAUAAAAGAAGAAGCUCUCGGUCCUAGAGUUCCCCGCUUGAAAGUCAUGUCCCAAUGAAGUUUGUUCCUAUUUCCGGGUGAAUUGGGUGGCUGCUGAUUUAUUUAGUGUUUCAUCCUUCGUGCCCGCGUUUGAGAUCAAAACUUGACUCAACUUCGGAACGGAAGGGGCGGUUUUGUGAGCAAGAUUAAGCGAAGAAGAAAAUAUACCUAGUGCUCCAUCACUAAAUCAAGUGGAAGAACCACCAGCAGCCGUUGCAAACUCAGCAGAACCUGAGUUAGCCACAAGGAUCUUGAACCCGCAAAUAAGGUCUUCCCUUGUAGCUUGUAUGUAUGUAAGUGCAGAAAAAGGAGUGAAAAAAAACCCGUGUUUAAAGCGACGCGCAUCAAAAGGAGGUCAAAAACGGUCGAGUGUUGCUGCAUUUUUUUUCGUCAUUUCUGUUGAACGAGAAGCAAAGCAAAAAAAAAUAGUCCUGCGACCGGCACAGAAGAUAGCAAACGGAAAAAAGGUUGGUGUUCGAGUAGAACGAAGUGAAAACAACCACCACAACCUUUCUCGAAAUUGUGGAAAAUUCAUCGUAGCUUCCUGCAAAUUUUCGACGGUCGCCAUGAAACCUCGACUUAAGCUGCAUAAACUAUCUGCAACGGAUGCUGCCUCCGGCCGCCGUUGGAAGGCGUCGCGGGGGCGGAUGGCAUCUCCGAAGGCCCAGGCCCUGACGACAUUGCUGCUGAUGAUGGCCCUGCUGCUUCAGACAUGUCACUGCAAUCUGCCCCCGAUCUUCACACAGGACAUGAACAAUCUGGCCCUGUCUGAAUCGACGCCCCUGGGAACCGUCGUCUACCGGCUGGAAGGUUACGAUCCGGAGGGAGGGGCCGUGUCCUUUGGGCUUCUGGGCUCCGACAACUUCAUGGUCGAUUCAAUUAGCGGCGACGUUAAGGUUAUCCGGCCCCUGGACCGGGAGGCCCAGGACACCCUGUCAUUUUCGGUCACCAUCAAGGACCGGGUCAAUGCGUCGUUCGACUCGGAAAACGACAACGUAGUCAACGUUCCGAUCACCAUCAUUGUCCUGGACGAGAACGACAACCCCCCGGAGUUUCGGAAUGUUCCCUACGAAACGGAGGUGCUGGAGAACGCCAAGCCCGGCACCACGGUAUUCGGCGCCAUCCUGGUCACGGACAAGGACACCGUGGGCGAGAAUCUGGACAUUACCUGCAUCCCGCAACCGUUGAAUCCGGACGCGUGCGACAAGUUCUCGAUCGAGGUAACGGAGAGCAGCCAGGACCGGUUAACGGCAGCGGUUGUUCUGAAUGGGCAUCUCGAUUACAACGAGCGGAUGAUCUACCAGAUCCUACUGGAGGCUUCCGACGGGAUGUUCAAUGCCUCGGCCGGGCUGGAAAUUCACGUGAAAGAUGUGCAGAAUGCGGCUCCAGUGUUCCAGGGCUCGUUGGCCGCGGUUAUCAAUGAGGACAGUCCCAUUGGUACCCUGGUGAUGACGAUACAUGCAAGGGAUGGCGAUCGGGGUCAACCGAGGAAGAUUGUCUACGAACUUGUUACCAAUCCAAUGGAUUAUUUCCUUCUGGACCGUUUGACAGGGGAACUUCGAACGGCGAAACCUCUGGACAAAGAAGCAUUGCCAGAUGAUACCGGAUUGAUUAUUUUGACGGUAAAAGCUCGGGAGCUCAUUGAUGGAGUACCCGGUAAUGACGAACUAACGGUUGCUAGCACCCAGGCCUCGAUUACGAUACGGGAUGUCAACGAUUCACCACCGAUGUUUAACAAAAAAGAAUACUUCGUUUCGAUGUCCGAGAACACUGCGCCGGGAACUCCGCUACCCAUCGAAAUGAGUGUGCAUGAUCCCGAUGUAGGGGAAAACGCUGAGUUUUCCUUGAGAUUGAACGACGUUUCCGAAGUGUUCGAUGUGGAACCGAAGCUUGUGACGGGAUCUUCGCAAAUUAGUAUUCGGGUUGCUAACGGAUCCUUGGAUUAUGAAAAUCCAAACCAGCGAAAGUUUAUUGUUUUGGUGAUUGCGGAAGAAACGAAGACCAACCCAAAACUAUCUUCAACGGCCACACUAACGGUAUCGAUUACUGAUUCGAACGAUAAUAGACCAAUUUUCGAACAGGACUCGUACUCGACAACUGUAUCGGAGACGGCUAACCCAGGCCACUUGAUUUCGACAAUUACGGCUAAAGAUUUGGAUUCCGGACAUUUUGGUGAUCAAAGUAUCCGGUAUUCUCUUUCCGGGACUGGGGCGGAAUUGUUCCACGUAGAUCCAAUAACCGGUGCAAUAACCGUUGCCGAAUGUCCAGCGGAGGAGGAACAUUUCCGGAAGCGUCGGCAAAUUCCGACAUCGGACGAGCUGAUCAAGGACUUUCCCACUUUAAAAAAGUUUAACGUUUCCACCGACGGGCGAACGGGCAUCGUGGAUCGCGCCUCGGACUACAUGGCAUAUCAAAUUUUCAAUGGUGGAGAAUCGAGCGAGUUCCGGGACGUGAAUGUUGUAGCACCACCAACCUCAUCGUCCAGCUGGGAGCUGUCAAGUGCCGAAGAGAGUGAUUCAACUACCAGCUGGGAAACGACUUCUAGCAGGCUAUCGGAGGACUUGGUUGUCCCUUCAACCACUGCUCGGCACAGCUCCAACGAAAUUAAGUCUUCUUUAACGGAUGUGGGCCCCGGCCGGGCUCCAUGUUUGGAUUACGAAACCCAAACCGUCUACUACCUGUCGUACAAGGCGACGGAUGACGAGGGUCGCGGUCAAACGUCGGUCGUGUCCCUCCGGAUAACGCUGCUGGAUGCCAACGAUUCGCCGCCCGUUUGCGAGAGUCCCCUGUAUAGGGCAUCGGUCGACGAGGGCGCCACCCACUUCGAGCCACCGCUUGUCAUCAAAGCACGCGAUCCGGACGUCGUUUCGGAAAUUAAUUACCGAAUAAUUGGCAACGAAGCAAUUACGCGCCAUUUCGAAAUCGACAAACGUUCCGGCCAACUGACCAUUUCCCGGAGCACCACCCUGGAUGUGAACCAUUUGAAGUCGGAAAAUGUGUUCUUUGCCGUGGAGGCCAGCGAUGGUCGCUUCACGACGCUCUGCAACGUCAACAUCACAAUCCGGGACGUGAACAACCAUGGCCCGCAAUUCUCCCGGGAGCACUAUCUGGCCUCGAUCGAAGAGAACUUCCCGAUUGGAACCAAAGUCGAGCAACUGGAAGCCAUCGAUCUGGAUACCGGAAUCAAUGCGGAAAUCAGGUACCGCAUUCAGCAGGGCAAUUUCGACGAUUUCGCCAUCGACAAUCGGACCGGGGUGGUAACGAUUGCCCGGAAGCUGGACUAUGACCGUCGCAAUACCUACCAGAUGGAAAUUGUGGCCUCUGAUUUGGGGACCCCGAGCCUUUCCGGCACCACCACCCUGACGGUGAGCAUCAUCAAUAGCAACGAUAAGGCACCCUAUUUCACGCCGACGACGCAACGGGCCGAAAUUAGCGAGGAUGCCCCGGUUGGGACCCUGGUUCAUACCCUGGUGGCCCUGGAUCCGGAUGUGGCCAGCAGCGAGGCCCUCGACUAUGCGGCCACCGAACCAAUUACGGCCGUGGACAAAAACGGCAAGGAAGUGACCGAGGGCGAUGUCGGGGCCGAGGACUUCAAGGACAUGUUCACCAUCGACCGAACCGGGAAAGUGUACGUCAAUCGGCGGCUGCAGCGGGAUGAUUUCGCGGUUGUCCGGAUCACGGUCCUAGUUACGGAUACGACGGCUCCAGCCGUCCAGCAAGGAGAAGGACUCCUGAUUAUUACUAUCAUCGACGUUAACGAGGAGCCACCGCUUUUUGUGCCACCGUGGCGCCCGGACGCUCCCCGCUAUCGGUUCCAGAUCCAGGAGGAACAACCGAUCGGAACCAUCCUGACGACGAUGCAAGCAACAGAUGCCGACUCGACGGUUGCCGAGUACCGGAUGACAGAUAACGGCUACUUCGAGAUAGACAACACUACCGGAUUGAUUCGCAGCAAAUCCCGCAUCGACUACGAACAAAUCGCGGUCAUAAAAUUCAACGUGACAGUCGUGGACACAGGCAUCCCGCAGCUGUCCUCCACGGCCGAGGUCACGGUUGACAUCAUCAAUGCAAACGACAACGAUCCCCAUUUCGAGGCGCCCCAGUACUCGAUGACGGUACCGGAAAAUGCCCCGAUCGGAACGAAAGUUGGAACUGUGAAGGCACGGGAUGCCGAUUCCGGCAGCUACGGGGAGAUAACUUACUCGCUCGUUGGAGACCGCGCCGCAGCUGCCUUCUCUCUGGAUCCGGACACCGGGCUGCUUUCGGUGCGGAACAGCUCGGCCCUGGACCGGGAACGGGAACCGGAAAUCGGGCUGACCGUCAUUGCCGCCGAUAGGGCUCCGGAAGCGACGCGACGCUCCACCACCGCUCCCAUUUCGAUUCGGAUCCUGGACGAGAACGACAACGCGCCCAUCUUCUCGCAGAAGAUAUAUCACGCUACCGUGGCGGAAAAUGCGGCACUCAAUCCACCGGCAGCAAUAUUGCAGGUCAGCGCCUCGGAUCCGGACGAGGGCCCAGCCGGGGACGUCAAGUACAGCAUCGUUCGCAGUGACAUCGAGAACACCUUCCGUCUGGAUGCCAAUUCCGGCAUCCUCUAUCCGGGCGUUAGUUUGCUAGGGCUGAACGGUCAGUACUCGAUUGAAAUCGAAGCCAGGGAUGGGCUCGGUUCCGGUCCGCACAGCGAUACGGCCGAAAUCAGGAUCGAAAUUCAAAGCAUCAACCAGCAUCGGCCAGUUUUCAUCAUGCCGGCUCUGUUCAAUGCAACCGUGGAGAUUCCGGAGAACCUAGCAAUGACGGAUUACCUGGUGAUGACGGUCAAAGCCACGGACAACGACGACGGAUCCAAUGGAAAGGUCCUGUACCAUCUGCAGGUCAACAAUCGAAACGUGCAAGAAACGGACGAGUUCAGCAUCAACGAGAUGUCCGGGGAGCUGCGGAUCCGAAAACCGCUGGACCGGAAGAAACAGCCCCGCUUUCAGCUGAUCCUGGUGGCCCGGGAUCAGGGUACUCCGUCGGCCUUCGAGACGCUUCGCUUCCUGACGGUGCUGCUGGUGGACGUGAACGAGAAUCAUCCGGAGUUCCCGGACGCUUCCAAUCCUUACAAGUUGUUCAUCGCGGAGAAUGGUCCCCGGGAUAUACGGAUCGGGAAGAUUCAAGCCUUCUACGAUAGCCCGGAUCCAAAAAUCUACUACUACAUGUUGCUGGGCAACGAAGAUGGGGCGUUCUAUUUAGACAAAAACACCGGUGACAUCUUCACGAACAAGUCCUUGGAUCGGGAGGAGAUGGACAUGUAUGCCUUGUACAUCCAGGCUAGUAAAAAGUCAGAUUUACUGAUCAGUGAAAGGGACCGGAUGAUGAUGUCGAUCAAGAAGCUAGAGCGAGACAGUACAGUGGCCAAAGUUUGGGUUACGGUGUUGGAUGUGAACGAUAAUCCUCCGGUGUUCAAGCAGGAUGUUUACUAUGCCGGCGUGAGCUCCAAGGCAGCGAUCAACGAGUUGGUUACGAUUGUCAACGCAACCGACAAAGAUUCGGGGGCAAAUUCUACAAUGGAUCUCUUCAUCAGUGGUUCAUUCCUGUACAAAUACGGUGCCACCAAAACCACAGGCAGCAUAGUGCCAAGUCCUUUCACCAUCACCAAGGAAGGCCGAAUCGCGACGGCCAACUACAUGGCCGAAUAUAACCAGGACCGCUUCAUCCUGGAAGUGGUGGCCAAGGAGGUGGAAUCGCCGGAACGGGUCGCGACGGCCAAGGUUUACGUUUGGAUUUUCAACCCGGAGCAGCUGGUUCGCGUCAUCCUGUCCAGGCCGCCUUCCGAGGUGCAUUUGGAGCGGGACGAGAUCGUGUCGGAGCUGUCGAAUGCCACCCAGAAGAUGAUCAUCGUCGAUGAGAUCCGCUACCAUGUGGACAGCAUGGGCCGGAUUCGAAUGGAUUGGUGCGAUAUGUACAUCCACGCGAUCGAUAUGGAAACCCAGUCGAUCGUGCCGGUGGAAGAGAUUCUGAAGGAGAUCGAUGCCAAAUAUGACUUCUUACAGGAUUACAACGCAGGCUUUUCGAUCGAGAACGUCGUCCCGGCGUACGUCACCACGGCCCAGGACGAGUUCGAUUUGGCUCUGGCGGCGAUAAUCGCCCUGCUGAUAGUGCUUUUUGUGGGUGCCGUCAGCUUCAUCGUCCUCUGCUGCUGUCUCAAGCACUGGGUCAUCACGAUACCGAACGAAACCAGACGAAAGGACGCUCUCAUCAAGAAGCAGAUUAUCGAGGAUUUGAACACUACCGAGAAUCCACUCUGGAUUGAGCAAAAACUGAAGCUGUACGAGGAACAAGAACUGACGAUGCAAGUAUUUUCGGAACCGGAAUUAACGCAGCAGCAUCAGCAACAGCAACAACAGCAGCUAAACAAUUCUUCGAACAGCACAUCAUCGACGAUCAGCGGCUCCGGAAUGGGCGGAGCCGGGCUAGGUCUGGUGGGCGGAGCCAUCCUGCACCAGGAACAAUCGUCCCUGGUUUUGGCCGGGCUGGCGGAGCGGCGAGAUUCCUACGAGCUGUCCCAGGGCGGGGGCGAUAAUACUUACGCCACCAUUCAGCCACGGAAUUAUGCCACCAAUUUGAGUACGGUGCUGGGUUCUGGUGGUGGUGGAGGAGGAGGAACCGGAGUAGGAAGUGGAGGAGCUGGUGGACCGGUUCCCGGAAAUGCCGGAGCACUGGUGGCCGCCGGAUUUGGACUGAGCGGGGAGAUGGCGGACUAUGCGACGCUUCGGAAUAGCAGAGCUCCUUCGAACCUAGCAAUGACGGAUUACCUGGUGAUGACGGUCAAAGCCACGGACAACGACGACGGAUCCAAUGGAAAGGUCCUGUACCAUCUGCAGGUCACCAAUCGAAACGUGCAAGAAACGGACGAGUUCAGCAUCAACGAGAUGUCCGGGGAGCUGCGGAUCCGAAAAUCGCUGGACCGGAAGAAACAGCCCCGCUUUGAGCUGAUCCUGGUGGCCCGGGAUCAGGGUACUCCGUCGGCCUUCGAGACGCUUCGCUUCCUGACGGUGCUGCUGGUGGACGUGAACGAGAAUCAUCCGGAGUUCCCGGACGCUUCCAAUCCUUACAAGUUGUUCAUCGCGGAGAAUGGUCCCCGGGAUAUACGGAUCGGGAAGAUUCAAGCCUUCUACGAUAGCCCGGAUCCAAAAAUCUACUACUACAUGUUGCUGGGCAACGAAGAUGGGGCGUUCUAUUUAGACAAAAACACCGGUGACAUCUUCACGAACAAGUCCUUGGAUCGGGAGGAGAUGGACAUGUAUGCCUUGUACAUCCAGGCUAGUAAAAAGUCAGAUUUACUGAUCAGUGAAAGGGACCGGAUGAUGAUGUCGAUCAAGAAGCUAGAGCGAGACAGUACAGUGGCCAAAGUUUGGGUUACGGUGUUGGAUGUGAACGAUAAUCCUCCGGUGUUCAAGCAGGAUGUUUACUAUGCCGGUGUGAGCUCCAAGGCAGCGAUCAACGAGUUGGUUACGAUUGUCAACGCAACCGACAAAGAUUCGGGGGCAAAUUCUACAAUGGAUCUCUUCAUCAGUGGUUCAUUCCUGUACAAAUACGGUGCCACCAAAACCACAGGCAGCAUAGUGCCAAGUCCUUUCACCAUCACCAAGGAAGGCCGAAUCGCGACGGCCAACUACAUGGCCGAAUAUAACCAGGACCGCUUCAUCCUGGAAGUGGUGGCCAAGGAGGUGGAAUCGCCGGAACGGGUCGCGACGGCCAAGGUUUACGUUUGGAUUUUCAACCCGGAGCAGCUGGUUCGCGUCAUCCUGUCCAGGCCGCCUUCCGAGGUGCAUUUGGAGCGGGACGAGAUCGUGUCGGAGCUGUCGAAUGCCACCCAGAAGAUGAUCAUCGUCGAUGAGAUCCGCUACCAUGUGGACAGCAUGGGCCGGAUUCGAAUGGAUUGGUGCGAUAUGUACAUCCACGCGAUCGAUAUGGAAACCCAGUCGAUCGUGCCGGUGGAAGAGAUUCUGAAGGAGAUCGAUGCCAAAUAUGACUUCUUACAGGAUUACAACGCAGGCUUUUCGAUCGAGAACGUCGUCCCGGCGUACGUCACCACGGCCCAGGACGAGUUCGAUUUGGCUCUGGCGGCGAUAAUCGCCCUGCUGAUAGUGCUUUUUGUGGGUGCCGUCAGCUUCAUCGUCCUCUGCUGCUGUCUCAAGCACUGGGUCAUCACGAUACCGAACGAAACCAGACGAAAGGACGCUCUCAUCAAGAAGCAGAUUAUCGAGGAUUUGAACACUACCGAGAAUCCACUCUGGAUUGAGCAAAAACUGAAGCUGUACGAGGAACAAGAACUGACGAUGCAAGUAUUUUCGGAACCGGAAUUAACGCAGCAGCAUCAGCAACAGCAACAACAGCAGCUAAACAAUUCUUCGAACAGCACAUCAUCGACGAUCAGCGGCUCCGGAAUGGGCGGAGCCGGGCUAGGUCUGGUGGGCGGAGCCAUCCUGCACCAGGAACAAUCGUCCCUGGUUUUGGCCGGGCUGGCGGAGCGGCGAGAUUCCUACGAGCUGUCCCAGGGCGGGGGCGAUAAUACUUACGCCACCAUUCAGCCACGGAAUUAUGCCACCAAUUUGAGUACGGUGCUGGGUUCUGGUGGUGGUGGAGGAGGAGGAACCGGAGUAGGAAGUGGAGGAGCUGGUGGACCGGUUCCCGGAAAUGCCGGAGCACUGGUGGCCGCCGGAUUUGGACUGAGCGGGGAGAUGGCGGACUAUGCGACGCUUCGGAAUAGCAGAGCUCCUUCGAUGUACGAAUUCCGGGGGUCAACCUUCCAGGUGCAGCAACCGAGCGGGACCAGCAGUGGUGCCGAUCAGCCGGACUUUGUGACGGAACUAAUUUAAGUAGACCCUACCCUAUACAUGUAUCCCCGGUACAAACUUCCGGCAGCCGGUCAAUAAGACUCUCAAACAUCCGAGGUGUCCACCCUCCCCUUGGUUUGUGAGAGUAGGAACACAUCGAUACAACACUCUGUCCCCUUAAAAAAAUUGAUGGGGUUUUUUAAAUUUCCCAAAUAAGAUGACACCGUGCUAAUACGAAAGGGUCAAAGGCAGACAGAAAUGGGAACAGGCCAACACUUUUGCCAAACUUGUGUCGAAAUAAUAGGAAAAAAAAAUGUCAAACUUUCGACAAAUUUAUAGCAUCACCUUUUAUUUAUGUAUUUCUAACUUGGUUUCUUAAUGUAGACGUAGAUAAAUAAGAGCCCGAGAUGAGAGUGAAACAAAGAGAAAGAAAACGAGAUUUAGGUCAUUAGAAGAAAGAACUAUUAAAAGACAUUUUUCCAUUACUCAGAGAAGAUCAAACAGGUCAGAUGAGAGCUCAGUUUUUGAAACCCAUCGAGAAGAAAGUACGGAAUUUCAAUUUGCCAAUUGGAAAUCUAGAUCAGGUCAAUAUAACUCAAUUUGAAGCCGAGAGUUCUAGUUUGUAACAUAAAUCUAUGGAAAAAUGAAUCUGAAAAACACGAUAAAUACUCAUAAUCGAAAUGUUGGGUCCGGGUUUUCCUGAAUCCAGAACGGAAAAACGAACAUCGUACCGACUCGGGUUGUUUCUCAUAGAACUGAGACGCAGCUCCCAUUGAUAGACAAUAAAUAGGAAAUAUUUCUCAAAGGUAGUAUUUAUGACGGGCAGAUGACAGUUAGUUUUAUCAGUCCACAAACCAGUAGGUAUGUGGUGGUAUUUUAGUAGAGAAAAGACGUUAAAUAACGAACAAAUCAGAGAGAUUCCGUUGAACACUUGGCAGUUUUAAAUGAUAGUUCUUUUUUUUGUUUAUAAAUUUAUGAACAUUAACUUUAUAUUAAGUUUCAAGACGUAGGACGUGAAUUUUAAUCCAGGAGUAGCUUAUAAGAUUAUAUUUUACUCAGUUGAAGCAACGAAUUAAUAAAGACUUUUUUCAUUUUAACAGA
Molecule: messenger RNA, 11110 nt
Organism: Uranotaenia lowii
Lineage: Eukaryota; Metazoa; Arthropoda; Insecta; Diptera; Culicidae
Product: cadherin-87A
Exons: 27
Coding region: 1478-10051 (2857 amino acids)
Biological process (GO): homophilic cell-cell adhesion
Cellular component (GO): plasma membrane
Molecular function (GO): calcium ion binding
Source: RefSeq, a predicted model, not a curated record